Messenger RNA from Moneuplotes crassus, 1061 nucleotides. Lineage: Eukaryota; Ciliophora; Spirotrichea; Euplotida; Euplotidae. The record is from the annotation of a GenBank genome assembly.
CAGAAAAUGAACACUAACUUUAACAAGAGAAUCAAGCACCAGAUGUGCAUAAGAAGGACAGAUCUCACUCUGAGGCCUAAUUCAAAGAGGAAGAACAAGUCCCCACUAGAGAAGAUAUAUAGCAACAAUACUUGACUGAAGAUACAGUCCAGUAAAAGAUUCAUAUCUCCAACCUCUCAUGCUAAUAUAAGAACUGUAUUGAACAAGCUGAAAGAGAAACAUUUUGGAAAGAAGAAGAAGUAUUUUAAGUCAAGAGGAAGGCCUCUAGUUGAGUUUGGCAAGAGGAAACAACCCAUUUUCCACACUUUCCAUCAUAAUCCAGAAAAGAGGGUUGUCUCUAACCCAAAUAGUGCAAAGAAACAUAAAAAUCUUUCAGGGAGGAAGUUGAAAAAUGUGAAAUCCAUCAAGGCUUCAAAGCAUCUACAUCCAGAAAUUAUUGUAAAGGAUCCCUCCUUUUUAGAUAGUUCCAGAGGACGAAAUCACAAUAAUCCUGCUACCAACAAAGGUCAAAAUGCCAAAUAUAUGCAAUCAACUAGCUCUUCUAGGAGUAAGGAGAGAGUCUCUAGUAUUAAUCCAUUCGCGAAUUACCAGUCAUUCUUGGACCAGAAGACCUUCGAUAGCCGAUAUGAUUCGAACACGAAGAAGUAUUCUGUCUCGACUAAUAGCACCCUGAAUGUCUAUAAUAUGCUCCAUAGCAGGAUAUCACAGAUUUCAGACAAACUAAAUGCACAAGAUGAAUCUUCAGUCGAGGAGAGGUCACAAAGAGUCAGUAGCGUCUUAAGAGAGUCAUCGCCGACUGGAUUUGUAGCAAAGAAACCCAGGAAUACAAGACUAGAGUCAUUCCAGUUGGAUAUAAUUAAUGAAAUUCCUAAACAAGUGAAAUCUAAAGUAAUUGUUCCUUCAAAGGCAAUAAAGAAGAGUAAGAUCAAGAGCCCUAAGAGAAUGACGAGUGGGCCGAGUGAAUUAAUUCCUUACUCCCGCAUCGCUCCCAAGUUUACUAACAGGACUUUGAGCCCUCACCCAUCCUCUGUAGAGAAGAAGUUUACUAUAAAGUCUUAGGG